This is a messenger RNA of Xiphophorus hellerii (green swordtail), 6787 nucleotides long. RefSeq names its product NACHT, LRR and PYD domains-containing protein 12-like. The transcript is spliced from 14 exons. The record is from RefSeq and is a predicted model, not a curated record. The annotation marks the transcript as partial. Gene Ontology annotation, molecular function: metal ion binding; protein binding. Lineage: Eukaryota; Metazoa; Chordata; Actinopteri; Cyprinodontiformes; Poeciliidae.
UUUAAUUUAGUCCCUCUGUGUAACUGAGUUGGACCUGCUGAUCUGAGGUCAGAACAGGACAGCAUUCGGACCCCCAGUGUGUAGAAAUCCCCCUCAUGUGAAGAAGGAGGUUAAAGUCCUGGUAAGUCAGUUGUCCUAGAAGAGGAUAGAUUACCUGAAAAAGUGAUGAUUGGGUAUGUCAGUUAUUCAAUAAGGCAAUAUAUUCCUCCACCAACCAGAUGCUGCAAAUGUUAAAGGUUUGGACAGAUUGCUGCUGCUUGCAGAGCUAAAGCUAGGUGUGCUAAGUGUGGAGGGGAGCAUGAGUAUAAAAAAUGUUCUGAAGGAACUAAGUUAAAGUUUGUGGUGGGGAACAUAGUGCUGCAUUUAAAGGAUGUGAAGCUCAUAAAAGAGCAGCGCAGUGUUGAGGAAAAAUGAUUAUUUUUAGUGCUUAAUACAGUUAAUCUUACGGCAUGUGUAAAAGUUAUAUUCAACACUCUUAUUUGGAACAGGUUUUGUGUGAGCAUUCGGGAUUGGGCCAGAUGAACAGGCAUUCAGACAGGCAGGGGCCUCCCCGCUGUGCGGCUAGAUUACACGAAGCCAUAAAAUUAGCAUUCCGAUGGGGCAGAAGCGCUGGAGCUUGGGGGAAGAGACUUCAGAUUCCAAAGGUAUCUGCGAAGUCUCAUCUCAGGAUCUUUCUGCGCCCGGGACGGCCGUAGCACCACAGGGGUCAGGACGAAGUGGUCCGCCCUUUUGUUUUGACAGAGACCAGAUGGCCCUUGGAUCUUUGCCGUAAAUUAGGGGAGUUCCCAAGUUUCUCUGAGUGCCUAAGGGAGUUUCUAGUUGGUCGAAGAGCGGAACGCCUUGAUUGCAUAUAUUAAAUAGAAGAAACACCCCCUUAGUAUAAAAUUUCGUGUCAGCGCUAAAAAUUCAGAGAGCUGCCACUAUUUUUGCUUUUUUGCAUCGGCUCUGCCUUUUUGUUUGUCUUUGUCUUCGUUUGUCUUCGUUUUGUUGGUCUGUCUUCUCUGUCUUUCUCUGUAUAAGGAAAAAUGCAUAUCUCCGUACCUCUGCAGCUUUGUUAAUUGAUUCAUGCGUUGCUUUGUAUGGGAUUAAACUCUGUGAUCUGUGACGUCAACGCACACUGUUGUUGUUUCUCUCUCUUCUAGCGCUGCCCGCUAAGGAUCCCGGGAAUUUAAGGAAGAAAGAGCCAAACGUUUUGUCCAAAAGUUAAUUUUAAAUUAUUCUUUCUUAACAGCAGGUACAAAAUAUACGAGUAAAGGAAAAAGUUACCUAUGCAGAUGCAGUUAAAAGUAAUUUAAAUGUUAAUGCUAAAAACAUUUCUGUGCUCCAAACUCCAUCUGAAACAACAGAGCAAAUGCAGAACCAGAGAACCUUAGGAAGUACAAAGAUUGUGGAGAAAAAGAAAUUUGUUGCAUUUAUUGUGGAAGUAAUAAAUUGUUCAGCACAGACAGAUAGUUGAACAGAGCGAAUUAAAAUAAUAAUUAAAGCAGCAGAAAAAUAGCUUGAGAUUGAAGACUUGUCUUUUCAGUGCAGUUUUAACAACUGGGAUGAAUGAAGGUCAACAGUCCAGUAAUGGUGAAAUUUGAUGGUUUUAUCCAUAUUGCAGUGGAAUGCAAGAAGCUUAAUAGAGUUUAAUGUUUUUAUCAAAAGACAGAAUGUUAAACCAAAUUUCAUGUAAGAUACAUAUACAAAAGAUUAUUGAUAAAUGUAAAAAGGGCAUUAAUAUUUUGAGAUGUCUGUCUGGGAAUGAUUGGGAGCGACAAGCACGUCUUUGAAAAGAUUGUAUGAUGUUUUAAUUCGAUCUGUGUUGGACUCUGGAUGUAUUAUUUAUAAGUCAGCUGCUAAUUCUUUGUUAUUAGAUUUAGAUAGAAUCCAAGCUAAAGCGCUCCGGAAAUGUUGUGGUGCUUUUAGAACGUCUCCAAUUCCUGCUCUUCAGGUGACAACUGGAGAAAUGCCUCUGGACUUAAGGGAUGAAACUGUCAGCAAAUUAUUGGUUACAAUUACAAGGACAUGAGGAAAAUCACCUGCUAGACAGAUAUUCAGAGAAUGUUGGGAGUAUGGCCAUAACAUUAGGAGUUUGGGAUGGGAAGGAAAUAUUUAUGCAGAUCAUUUGGGGAUAAAUAAUAUAUCAUGCUGUAAAACUGUAAUUACCGGUAAAUCUAAAAUUGCUCCAUGGUUAUUUGAAUUGUCUAUAGUAAAUUUAGAAACCCACAAAAUAGAACAGUCCUUUGGAGGUUUGUAUCAAAUUAUUCAGCAGUAUUUAGAAACAAUGUAUGAAAAUAUGACACAAAUAUAUACAGAUGCAUCAAAAGAGGAAAAUGGUAAAACAGGAGUAGCAGUUUAUGUUCCGAAACAAAAACCUUUUAUAAAAUGAAGAACAACAGAUAAUUUAUAAAUUUUUACAGCAGAGAUGUUGGCAAUUAUUUUGGCAUUACAAUGGCUGCUGGAGGUGAAGCCAGUAAGGUAGUUAUCUGUUCAGAUUCAAUGUCUUGCUUAACCAGUAUUAUAAGUGGAAAACCUGGAAGCCGUCAAGAUCUUUUUGAUGAAGUUAGUUAUUUGAUAUAUAAAGCAACAAAAGAUAAAUAUUCAAUUCACAUGGGUUCCAGCACAUAAAGGAAUUGUAGGUAAUGAAAAAGUAGAUAAGUUGGCUAAAGAAGCAGUUAAGGCAAGAGAAAGUGAAUAUGAUGUAGAGCAGAACAUGUGUUGAUUUAUUGUAGAAAAUAUAUAAAAGAGAGGAAAGAACUGGAAAGGGUAAUGGGGAGUUCAGUAACUAUGGCUAAUUAAUUAGGGAAGCAUCAAUCACAUGAUACAAUUCAAGCCCUUAUUAAAUAUUUAAAAGAUACAAAAUUAGCUGAGAGGAUUUAGUAAUUGUGUGUGAGUGUAUAAGUAUGUAUAUAAUUUAGUUAUUUUAAGAUUUGAAGAUUUAUAGGAAAAAUGAAUUUCUGAAUUACAUCUCCGUCCAGUUGAUGGCGGUAAUACACAAAGUUUGUAAACUGCCAGAAAACGCUACAGAAGAAGAAGAGAAUAAACUCGUUGCUCUAAAUGAUACGAGUCUGUAGCGCUGCAGCUAACUGGUUUCCAGCUUCAGACCAGCGGGUUAACUGGUUCCCAGUGAGAUAAAUGAAGACAGAUUCUUCUCCUGGGUUCACUUCAAUGUUUUAUCUGUCAGUGUGAACUAGAAGCAGCUCCACAGAGAUGAAAACAGCCCGCAGAGACUCUGAGCGGAGCUAGCGAUGCUAACGAUGCUAACAGGCUCCAGCAGCAGCUGUGGCUCCUAAACUGGAGCUUCAGCUCCAACAGAGCUGAAUCAAAGCUCUACAACUCUGGUUUAGACGCUAAGAUGCUGAGCUUCCGGUCUGAAGGCCAGAAGAUGGAAGAUCAGGACAGAGCAGAACCUCCAGGACCCAUCAGUCCAUCUGUGAGGAGUGACCGGUCCAAACCAGAACCUCCAGAGUUCAGUAAUGAACCUGGACCCUCAGACAGAAAGAGGAGGAAGAGGAACAGCGAUGGUGAGAAGGAGCAGCCGUCCUGCUGUGCUUUGUGUCGGGAGGUUCUGAUGGAUUUGGUCUAUACCAGCUGUGGAAACUGGUUCUGCAGACAGUGCAUCAGGUCCCACUGGGACCAGUUUGCUCCAUCUGGAUCUUCCUCUUGCCCCCAGUGUAAAGAAAGACCCAGAACUGGAGCUGAACGGCCGACAGCCAAUCAGAGCAGCUCUGGUGUCUUAAUACCUAUUAGAGACAAUUUAAACAAACACAGGAAAGACAAGAGAAAGAAGUUCCAGAGUCUCUUUGAAGGCGUCGCUGAACAUGGAAAUAAAACCGUUCUGAACCAGAUCUACACAGAGCUCCACAUCACAGAGGGGUUAACUAGAGAGGUCAACCAGGAACAUGAGGUCAGACAGAUUGAAACAGCAUCCAGGAAACAAGAAACAACGAUCAGAAGAGAAGACCUCUUUAAAGUCCCACCUGGAAGAGAUCAACCAAUCAGAACAGUGAUGACCAUGGGAGUGGCUGGCAUUGGGAAAACACUGUUAACACAGAAGUUCACUCUGGACUGGGCUGAAGGCAAAACCCACCAAGACAUUGAUUUCAUAUUUCCAUUCACUUUCAAAGAGCUGAAUUUGCUGAAAGAAGAAAAGCUCAGCUUAUUAGAACUGAUUCAUAGCUUCUUCACUAAAACCAAAGAAAUCAGCAGCUUUGAAAAGUUCCAGGUUCUGUUCAUCUUUGAUGGUCUGGAUGAAAGUCGACUUGGUCUGGACUUCAACAACAAUCCGAUCCUGACUGAUGUUACAGAGUCCAGCUCAGUGGAUGUUCUGGUGACAAACCUCAUCAGGGGGAAACUGCUUCCCUCUGCUCUCCUCUGGAUAACCACACGACCUGCAGCAGCCAAUCAGAUCCCUGCAACAUUUGUUGACAUGGUGACAGAGGUCAGAGGGUUCACUGACCUCCAGAAGGAGGAGUACUUCAGGAAGAGAUUCAGAGAUGAUGAAGAGAAGGCCAGCAGGAUCAUCUCCCACGUCCAGAAAUCAAAAACUCUCCACAUCAUGUGUCACAUCCCAGUUUUCUGCUGGAUCACUGCUAAAGUUCUGGAGAAUGUGAUGGAGACCAGAGAGGGAGGAGAGCUGCCCAAGACUCUGACUGAGAUGUACAUAGAGUUCCUGGAGGUUCACUUUGCAAUCAAGGAGGAAAAGUAUUUUGGAAAAGCUGAAGAAGAUCCAGAGAACAAGAAGCUGAUUGAGUCUCUAGGAAAACUGGCUUUUGAGCAGCUGCUGAAGGGAAACCUGAUCUUCUAUGACAAAGAGCUCAAAAAGUGCGGCAUCAACAUCAAAGAUGCUGCGUUGUUCUCAGGAGUGUUCACUGAAAUGUUUAAAAGAGAGAGAGGGACGCGCAACAUCUCCGUCUACUCCUUUGUUCAUCUGAGCGUCCAGGAGUUUCUGGCUGCAGUCUACAUGCUCCACUGUUUCACCAGCAGGAAGUCAAAGGUGAUCAAGACGUUUCUGGGAGAAAAACACAGAAAAACAUCUCUAGAUGAGUUCAUGAAGAAAGUCAUGGAGAAAUCCCUCCGCAGUAAAAAUGGCCACUUGGACCUGUUUGUCCGCUUCCUUCAUGGUCUCACUGUGGAGUCCAACCAGAGACUCUUAGAAGAUCUGCUGGGUCAGACAGAGAACAGUCCAGAAACCAUCCAGAGAAUCAUCACCAACCUGAAGGAGAUGAACACUGAAUAUAUCUCUCAUGACAGAAGAAUCAUCACCAACCUGAAGGAGAUGAACUCUGAUAGAAUCUCUCCUAACAGAAGCAUCAACAUCUUCUACUGUCUGGUGGAGAUGAACGACGUCUCAUUUUAUCAGGAGAUCCAACGGCUGCUGGAUUCAGGGAAGGAGCUCUCAGAGACUGACUGUUCAGCUCUGGCCUUCAUGCUGCAGAUGUCAGAGGUUCUGGAUGAGUUGGACCUGGAGAAGUACAACACAUCAGAUUUUGGACGACGGAGACUGGUUCCAGCUGUGAGGAACUGCAGAAAGGCUCGACUUGGUGGCUGUUUGAUCCAAAUGGCUGAAUGUGAAGUUUUGGCCUCGGCUCUGAAGUCCAACCCAGAUCUGACUGAACUGGAAAUAAGUGAGAUCAUGCUGGGAGGUGGAGACUCUGAUCUGAAGCCUCUGGUUGAGAUCCUGGAGAGUUCAGUCAGUAAAGUGAAGAAGCUGAGUUGGAGCUACUGCAGUUUGUCAGAGACCAGCUGGACUUCUCUGUUCUCAGCUCUGAAGUCCAACUCGACCCAUCUGACAGCACUGACCCUGUACAGAACCAAGCUGGAAGAUUCUGGACGGAAGGAGCUCUGUGGUUUUCUACAGACUGAAGGCUGCAGACUGGAGACAUUGAGAUUGGAGGAAUGCAGUUUGUCAGAGACCAGCUGGACUUCUCUGUUCUCAGCUCUGAAGUCCAACCCGACCCAUCUGACAGAACUGGACCUGUACAACACCAACCUGGAAGAUUCUGGAGUGAAGGAGCUCUGUGGUUUUCUACAGACUGAAGGCUGCAGACUGGAGACAUUGAGAUUGAUGGACUGCAGUUUAUCAGAGACCAGCUGGACUUCUCUGUUCUCAGCUCUGAAGUCCAACCCGACCCAUCUGACAGAACUGGGCCUGAGCAGAACCAACUUGGGAGAUUCUGUAGUGAAGAAGCUCUGUGGUUUUCUACAGACUGAAGGCUGCAGACUGGAGACAUUGAGGUUGUGCAGCUUCAGUUUGUCAGAGACCAGCUGGACUUCUCUGUUCUCAGCUCUGAAGUCCAACCCGACCCAUCUGACAGAACUGAUCUCGUACAAAACCAACCUGGGAGAUUCUGGAGUGAAGGAGCUCUGUGGUUUUCUACAGACUGAAGGCUGCAGACUGGAGACAUUGAGAUUGGAUGAAUGCAAUUUAUCAGAGACCAGCUGGACUUCUCUGUUCUCAGCUCUGAAGUCCAACCCGACCCAUCUGACAGAACUGGACCUGAGUGGAACCAACCUGGAAGAUUCUGUAGUGAAGGAGCUCUGUGGUUUUCUACAGACUGAAGGCUGCAGACUGGAGACAUUGAAGUUGUUUUACUGCAGUUUGUCAAAGAUCAGCUGUGAUUAUUUGACCUCAACUCUGAAGUCCAACCCGACCCGUCUGACAGAACUGGACCUGGAAUACAACAACCUGAAGGAUUCAGAUGUUCAGCAGCUGAAGGAUCUUGUAGAGACAGUAAAGAAGUCCAGCUGGACUCCAGCGUCCAGCCGUCCAACAUGUCUAGAGACAGUGGUCCUCAUCCAUCAA